Molecule: messenger RNA, 2703 nt
Organism: Hyposmocoma kahamanoa
Lineage: Eukaryota; Metazoa; Arthropoda; Insecta; Lepidoptera; Cosmopterigidae
Gene: scf
Product: calumenin-B
Exons: 7
Coding region: 187-1155 (322 amino acids)
Cellular component (GO): endoplasmic reticulum
Molecular function (GO): calcium ion binding
Source: RefSeq, a predicted model, not a curated record
AAACAUAGUUAUCUUCACUUUAUAGCCAGCGCCAGCAUCCGAUCGUUCGCCUCCCGUCUGUACGUUUGCCGGUGAUCGUAUCCCAUAGCGACUCGCGUCGGGAUCAAGGAAGUUUACGUGUACAGUGUUGACGUGGCCCCUUACAGCAGGUACAUUACUGAAACUUAGCCCCAAAUUGAUCACACAAUGCUGACUUCGUUGUUUAUUGCUCUUGCCAUUUCGGCGGUGUUUGCGGGGGUUCCGAGUCAAGAUGAGAGUAAAAGACUUAUGGACCAUUUCUCUGAUGCUGAGCACUUCAAGAAUGAGCAUCACAAUAAGCAGUUCGAUCAUGACGCGUUCCUGGGUGAGGACCAGGCUAAGACCUUUGACCAACUGCCACCAGAGGAAAGUAGGAGAAGACUUGGAAUAAUUGUGGAUAAAAUCGACAUUGACAAAGAUGGUUUCGUGACACUGGUAGAGUUGAAGGACUGGAUCCGCUAUACCCAGAAGCGAUACAUCGAUGAUGACACGGAGCGUCACUGGCAGCAGCACAAUCCGAACAAUGAAGAACAUCUUCCUUGGGAGACGUACAGGAAGAACGUUUACGGGUUCAUGGAGGAAAUGGAUCCGAAGGAACUGACUACACCUAACAGCGAGGGCUUCACCUACUCAAACUUAUUGAAGAGAGAUAGGCGCCGGUGGCACCAUGCUGAUCAAGACGAGGACGACGCGUUGAACCGAACAGAAUUUUCAGGAUUCCUGCACCCAGAGGAAUACGGCAACAUGAGGGACAUUGUCGUACUCGAAACAAUGGAAGACAUUGACAAGGAUAAUGACGGCAAGGUGUCUGUAGAUGAGUACAUUGGAGACAUGUAUAAGCCGGAGGAUGGGAUAGACGAAGAGGAACCCGAUUGGGUGAAGCAGGAGAGGGAACAAUUUGCUAGCUAUAGGGACGCAAACAAAGACGGUUAUCUAGACGCAGGGGAAGUCAAAGACUGGAUCGCACCACCGGAAUUUGAUCACGCCGAGGCCGAAGCGAGGCACCUGGUGUUCGAGGCCGAUGGUGACGCUGACGAGAAACUGACCAAGGAAGAAAUUUUGGAUAAAUAUGACUUGUUUGUUGGAUCGCAAGCUACUGAUUUUGGAGAGGCCCUGGCGAGGCAUGACGAGUUUUAGAUUAACACUUGUUUUUGUUUAAACCUGUCGGAUAUAGUACGCGAGUUAUUUUUACCCGAAAAUUAAAGGCGCAACAAAAGACUGUGAGAGGUCCGUAGUAACUGACACUUACUCAUUGCUCAUAUGUUUAGAACAUCUGGCCGAUUAACGUGGACUAUAGCCGAUAGACGGUAAGCCCGUCAUAACCCUUGAAUAUAAUUUUUCUAUAGAUUUUCAGUUGAAUUAAUAACCUGUAGAGCAGACUAUAAACUUUACAUCAGCUGUAACAUAUUUGUAAUAGUGUAUACGCUCUUUAGUUACAAUGUUUCUGGUGACACCUGAACGAUUAUUUCAACCUCAACAUUGUAUGGUGUGCAAUCCUAUUGUGCAAUUUCAAAUAUUGACUUUAUGUCUAAAUCGUUAAGAUAUUUUUUUAUUUAAUAAGCGAAUACAGAUAAGUAUAAGUGUUCAAGAAAAAAAAAACAGCGCAUAAUUUAAUACAGAAUGUCUCUGCGUAAUCUACUAAGUCUACUGAAUAUUAACCUAUAUCUUUGCCUUAAUUAUAAAAUUUAAUUAACAGUAGCAGAAGAUUUUAAUGUCAAAUUUCAUUAGACCGAACGGUUUUAAAAAAAAUUUUAAUGUCAUGUUUUAAAAAUUUUUUGAGAAGCUGACAAAAUAAAUAAAAAAUAAUAUACUAAAUAAAAGUAAUGUAUCGUUUUUUAUAUCACACAGAAUGUUUAUCAUACUUGGCAUCUUCAAAUAGCAUAUGGCUGGUACCACGUGAGUUAUAUUUUUUAGAUCUAUUUUGUCAAUUUCCAAAAAAAUACUGUUCGAAUUUCAUGUUUUAUUGAGAGUGUGUUUUCCUAUUACAAAAUACUUAAUGAUAGUAUUUUGUUUAUUACGUACAAAGUUUAUACGAUUUGCAAGUCGCGGACAUGCGAAUCCAUUACAUACGUAACGAUAUUCUGUUUAUUCAAGUCGUUAAAAAAUCUCUUCUUAUCUUUAGUAUAAGAAAUAGCAUCUUUAGUAUAAGAAAUUGCAGCUUAUUUUUGAUACUUUUUAAAAACUCUGCAAGUUUUCUGUGGGCAUUUUAUUUUAACAUUUAUAUUAAUUGACUGUCCUCUCCAUACAGUAAAAUCUCAUUUAUAAUUCGUCAUUUUAUUAUAUAGAAUCUCUAUUCGUGGCACUAAUGAAAAUACUUAGUUUUUCGAUAGUAAAUAAUAAUUUAUAGUUUUGUAGUUUAUGAGACCAAAGUAAUCUUCAGUGAGUAUUAUAUAUAAUUAGAUACUGAAAUACAUUUUUCUGCAUUAUACUCGGAGCUUAGUCAUUUCAGAAAUUGCUGCCAUUUUCAUAUAUGCUCAACAUCAAAAGUGAUUACUUGCGAAUGUCCAUGAUAAGCGUGUUAAUAACAAACCUGCAUUUCUUAAGAGUUUGAGUUUGCUACUCGAUACAAGGGAUCUGUUUUAGGAGCAAAAUUAAAGCCGAAUGUUUCUGAGAUUUUUGAUGUUGACUGUAUAUAUUUUGUAUUGUGAUAUAUUAUGAAUCUUCCGUAACAUUUUAAUGCAUUUA